Molecule: messenger RNA, 120 nt
Organism: Racocetra persica
Lineage: Eukaryota; Fungi; Glomeromycota; Glomeromycetes; Diversisporales; Gigasporaceae
Source: the annotation of a GenBank genome assembly
UUCAUUCCUUUUUAUCCGACAUAUACGGGCAUACCAUACAAAGCUUCUCCUAUCUAAAUAUUGAUAUUGAUAUUGAUCCCUACGAAGAGAAACAAAUGGCGGCUUUUAUCGCCCGAUAUC